Molecule: messenger RNA, 1341 nt
Organism: Alternaria metachromatica
Lineage: Eukaryota; Fungi; Ascomycota; Dothideomycetes; Pleosporales; Pleosporaceae
Exons: 3
Coding region: 1-1341 (446 amino acids)
Source: RefSeq, a predicted model, not a curated record
AUGAGACAAAUCACUCUUGGAACAACUUUCGGUUCUUUUGUGGGCGUAGAAGAGAAUGAAGUGAGGAAGUUCCUAGGGAUUAAAUAUGCCCAGGUGGAGAACUGGCUCUCUGCGCCCGAACUCAUCACUUCGUAUGGCAACAAAGUCGUCGAUGCUACACGAUACGGACCACGCGCGCCAGCACCAGACCUUUGCACAUUCGAGCAGUCUACCUUGAUCCAAUGCACCAUCGGCACCGCACCCGAGACUCCUAUGUCCCAUUCGGAGUGUCUCAAUCUAAACAUUACCGUUCCGUGUCUUCCCACUAAGACCGACGGCGCUCUACCAGUCAUGGUGUUCAUUCACGGCGGCGGCCUCAUCAUGGGCGCAAACUCUUGGCCGCAAUGGGAUCCUGCACGUCUCGUCAAGAUGAGCUCUGACAUUGCCUCCGUAUUGCAUCAUCUGAGUUGCAAAGAACCAUUGUUCAGACGUGGGAUCAGCAUGUCUGGAACACCGCUCAUGCUCAAACCACUUUCGCCUGCUGUGGCCGAAACAUCUUACAAGGCUGUUCUGCAAGCCCUGGGACUCGAAGACGCUUCCACGCAUGAUCGUAUUCAGAAGUUACUUGCCAUGAGUCCCGAAGACCUGGUCCAGAAGAUACCAAUCAAGAUUCCACUCGCUCCAUACCUGGAUGGCGACAUGAUUCCCGAAGCGCCCUCAUUCGCGAACUUAUCAAAUGGCACGCUCCAGAGCUUGCACAACACUCGGUGCGAGGAGUUGUUGGUAGGCUCGUGCGUAGAUGAUGGAAACGUCUUCUAUUUCAUGGGUCUGAGUUCGCGUCUUCCUGGCAUCGCAUCCGCAAUUCAUACAUCCUUCUCCCGCAACCUCUCGGCAUCGGUUGCUCAAGCCGUCUUAUCUGCAUACGGUAUCGCACCUUCAGCUCCAGACGAAGAGGCCAUGACAUCCAUCAUCAACUUAGGAACGGACAUCGCGUAUGGGCUUCCUGCAUCGUACUACGCGCGUGCUUUCAAGGGGAGGGUUUCCUCGUAUCUCUUUACUGAGCCAAAUCCUUGGGACGGCAUGUUCAACGGGAAGAGCGUGCAUUUGAUGGAUGCAGUGUUCCUGUUUCAGAACUUUAAUGAACAUAUACCUGAUCAGGCGAAGAAGACGGCCAGGAAAAUUGCGGAGGACUUUGUGGCUUUUGCGUACGGGCGGGCUGGUGGUACUUGGGCGGAGGGUCAGACUAAGAUAUAUGGGCCAGACUCUGGCGAUGUUGACAGACUGGAGACAUUAAGACAAGAAGGAGCUGUUGAUCUAGAUGAGGUCAGUGUGGCGUGGGAUUUGUUUGUUGCUGGGAAGUAG